AUGUCUGACUGGACUAACGAAGAURCAAUUGCAUUUAUGGAGCUUUAUCAAACUAAACCUAUUUUAUGGGAUCCAAAGCAUCGUUGGCAUAAAGAUAAGGCCAAAUGUAAUUUAUGCAACCAAAUCAUAAAAACCAGUGGAAAUACGUCAAAUCUUAAAGCACAUCUCGAAAAGCAUACCAAGAAGAACGUGGAUGAAACCGAAGGCACAACCAAGAAAAAACAGGUUGCGAUUUCAAGCUUUGUGUCUUGUAGCCAAAAUAGUAGCCAGGUCCAGGAAUACGGAAAACGAAAAAAAUCUAGUUUGGACAAUGUGGUUGAUGAUCCAGACGAUCCAGAUGAGAUUUGUAGCGUCACAAGUGAUACACAUGGACAUGGUGUUGUUGCUGAACCGUCAAGCAUAUGUAUUCCUAAACAACAAAAUAUUGACAAAAUGUUUGGCCAGAUAUCAUCAAUAGCUGUUGGCGGUUCCCAAUAUCACCGUAUAAAUGAAUCAAUUGCUUAUUAUAUCUGUAAAGAUAAUAAGCCAUUUUCUACUGUUGAGGGAAAGGGAUUUCUUCAUAUGAUGAAACAAGUAUGUCCAUUAUACAAAGUUCCCUCAAGAAAUACAAUGAAAAAUAUUAUAGACCAAAAGUAUUCCAUUGUUGAAACGCGAUUUCGUUUAGCAUUGCAAGAUAUUAAUUAUUUUUCACUGACAACUGAUAUUUGGACUGAUACCCAACAGAUGAAGAGUUUUCUUGGUUUAACUAUACAUUUUUUGGAAAACCAAUCUUUACAAUCUGGUACUUUUGGAGUCAUUGAACUUAAUCAAUCACACACUGCCGAGUACAUAUCCAGAGAAAUAUCAAAUUGUUUAAAUAGAUGGAGUGUUGACAAAUCAAAAAUUGUAGGAAUUACUAGCGAUAAUGGGGCAAACAUGGUGAAAGCAGCUAAAGAAUUAUUUGGUGUUGAAAAACACAUUCCAUGUUUUGCACACACAAUCAAUCUUGUGGUUGAAAACAUAAUAAAAAACACUGAUUCGUUAUUAAAUCUCUUAUCAAAAGUGCGAGAAGUUGUAAAAUAUUUUAAACGCAGUACACAUGCUAGUGAUCAGCUUAGGAAAAGGCAAAUUGACGAAGGAAAAAAAGAAGGGAAUUGCAAAAAACUAAUUUUAGACGUCAGCACGCGUUGGAACAGUGUAUAUUACAUGGUGCAACGGUUUCUAGAAUUGUCUUCAAUAAUAUCUGAUAUAUUACUACAUCGUCCAUCUGCACCUUCAAUGCCUUCCGCCAUCAACCUUCAAGAACUUCAAGGUGUCCUAGUAGUACUGCGACCAUUUGAAAACGUUACUUUAGAGAUGUCAUCGCAACGUAAUGUGACUAUUAGCAAAGUGCUUCCACUUGUGAGUUGCUUAAAUAAUAGCAUAACUUCGUACACACCUGAUACUGAAUUGGGGUCAAAAUUAAAAGAUGUAGCAGUUGCUGAAUUAAACAAAAGAUUUGGGAAUAUUGAAAAAUUCUAUUCAUUUCCUAUUGCUACAUUACUUGAUCCUAGAUUUAAGAACCUUCAUUUCAAAGAUCCUGUUGAUUGUUCCAAAGCUAUUACAAAGUUAAAAAAAUUAGUAUGUCAACAUAAUAUAAUAUCAUCUUCUUCUGCAGAUAAUCAACCUGAGGCUGUCGAAAAAAAAUUUGAUUUGUGGGAACGUCAUAAAAAUCUAGCGCAUCAAAAAUCAAAAAAAAAAUCAUCAAAAUCAUCAAAAUCAACAUCUAUAAAUCAGGAAUCAGCACCAGACCAAAUGGUUAUGCAAUACUUAGGAACACCGGUUAUAAAUCUCUCCCAAGAUCCUAUUGAAACAUGGGAAGAAAUGAAGAUGGUGUACCCACAACUGUACAACGAAAGUCAGAAAAUGUUCUGUAUUUUGGCGACAUCAGUUCCAUCAGAAAGGUUGUUCUCUAGGGCUGGAGCCACGUUAUCAAAAGAACGCAACAGGUUGUUGGGAAAAAGGCUGUCAAAAUUACUAUUCUUAAACUCAAUUGAUGAUAAAUACUGGUUUUGA
Messenger RNA from Diuraphis noxia (Russian wheat aphid), 2034 nucleotides. Its product is annotated as E3 SUMO-protein ligase ZBED1-like. The record is from RefSeq and is a predicted model, not a curated record. Gene Ontology annotation, molecular function: DNA binding; protein dimerization activity. NCBI's taxonomy places the organism in Eukaryota, Metazoa, Arthropoda, Insecta, Hemiptera, Aphididae.